AUGGAGACGGAGCAAAAGUUAGAUACACUCCAAUCUCAGUUUCCAGAAGUUAGUAAGGAUGUGCUGCUGGAACUUCUAGUCACUUUUGAUGGCUCUGUCGAGCAGACCAAGUCCAUGCUCGAGGAGCAAUUUGGGCCCCGGGAGAUCAAGACAGACAUCAAGACAGAGAUCAAAGGGAAGCUCUCUGGUAUAAAACGCAAGACACAGAGCGAAGCCGCUGCCAACACAUCUUGUUCCUUGACAAAAAAGAGAGCGUUCUGUCAAAGACAGAUAUCAUUCAAGGUGUCGAAAGCUAGCGCAAACAUUUCCACCACCCUAUACAAUAAAGAGCAGAUUGAAUCCGUGGUUCCGUAUCUGAAAUUCUAUCCUAAUUUCCUACCCGAGAGUCUUGCAGACAGUCUUUUGGAUGAACUCCUGUCGAAAAGAGCCAGCUUUAAAGAUAAGAUGUUCCACAUUGCCGGUAACGAAUGCCACUCAAACCACCAAUCGACAGUGUUCUACGACGGCGGCAUGACCGAACAGCUCUACGACAACGGAUUCUACCAGAACUCAAAAUAUAUGGCUCAGUCGUUCACCGGAACCUUGCGAACAGCCAAAUUCCUGAUCGAAGACCAGGCGAACGAAGUGCUUGCAACCACCAAGAGACACCCGCUCCAGGUACAGUCCGAAUGGCGCGCAUCAUUGUGUGUGGGGAACUACUUCCAUACAAACAAAAACCACCUAGACUGGCACUCAGACCGUCUCACCACCAUUGGACCAUUGCCGUUGAUCUGUUCGCUAACUUUGGGAGCGACCCGAAUAUUUAGAGUCAGAAAACAGUACGGUGACAGUCCGGUCUACAACAUCCCGCUUCCACAUAACUCCCUAUUGCUAAUGCUUCCAGGCACACAGGAAGAGUUCAAACACUGUGUACCGUCAUUGGGGAACUCCCUUGUGGCCAGGCAUCCUAGAGCUGGCGAGACGCGUAUCAACCUCACUCUGCGCAUGAGUCGACCUCACCUGCUGAACAACACGCCGUGCUGCCCGGUUUGCAAGUCGUCCAUGACGUUGCGCCGCAUGUACAAGAAACCCGCAUCCAGGGGAUACUAUUUCUGGCUUUGCGACGGAGGCUACCAUUCGGGCAAAGAAUGUCCGGGUUUCUAUUUCGCCAACCUGUCUCUCAUCGAGAAGCCGCACGCAAAGCUAUAUACCCGCGAUGUAAAAUAUGCAACCCGCUGGCUGGCAGAGGACGACCAUGAGGCCAGAACCGCUACAGAGUUUCACAUGGAAGAUGUUAAAGACUAGGCAGUGCAAAUUUAGGGCGGUGCACCAGCAGAAUUUCAGCGUUGCUAACUAAAUUUAAGCCCGGAAGAAAGACGUAGCAAUGAAAGCUGUGAGCACAUGGCUGUUCCAAGCCACAGAUGAGCGUCCAGUGACUCCCGAGCUGGAUCUGCAAAAUGUGCACAAACUUGCAAUUCCCUCCUCGCCGUCCCCGGCCCAAAGCGAAGCAACUAGCCACAUAUAUACCGGGACUCUGGCAGAAGGCCUGGAGCUACUGGCAGAGGCGUUGCAAAAGGACUCGGACCAUCUGAGUGACGCCUUUGCCAGGAUUCUGGACUCCAUGGUCGAUUCAGGGUUAGUGACGUCCACUCUGUACAAGAUUGACGACGAGCUGAAAUUCCUAAUUCUGGAGACGUUUCUAUCCGACAGCAACCUGGUCGAGCGGUUCAAAGCGCACCGCCAGCAGAACAGGGAGCAGGACGCUUUGCUGGCGAUCGAGC
Ogataea polymorpha is the source of this 1760-nucleotide messenger RNA. RefSeq lists its product as uncharacterized. The record is from RefSeq and is a predicted model, not a curated record. Gene Ontology annotation, cellular component: nucleus. Bases 1 to 1284 code for a protein of 427 amino acids. Lineage: Eukaryota; Fungi; Ascomycota; Pichiomycetes; Pichiales; Pichiaceae. Gene Ontology annotation, molecular function: ubiquitin binding; dioxygenase activity. The transcript has a single exon. Gene Ontology annotation, biological process: DNA alkylation repair; DNA repair.